Molecule: messenger RNA, 1629 nt
Organism: Effrenium voratum
Lineage: Eukaryota; Dinophyceae; Suessiales; Symbiodiniaceae
Source: the annotation of a GenBank genome assembly
AUGCAGUGGCGAUUGCUUUUGCUGCUGUGCUCUGCAGGCCCGAGCGGAGGUGCCUUCAACACCUGUGAUGACGUCUCUGAGCUGAAGGUGUCAUUACUUCAGAGCUCCGUACAUGUGAGGAGCCGUGAGCAGCACCAAAGCUCACACACCAGGAGCAGCGGUGUUCAUCGCGCUGCGCGGGUAGACCGCUGGCCGCUGGCCCUCUCUGCAGCGCUGCUGCUUUGUGCCGGCUGCUACCGAUCGCUCAGCAGCCGAGCCUCCAUCGCGGAGAUGCCGAAGAUCCUGAUCUUCGUCUUCUGGAUGUCUUGGUACCAGUACUUUUCGGGCGACCCCUUCGAUGCCUUUGUGGAGAGCAUGGCGCAGUGCCCGUGGCCAGCACCGGUGGGCGGCCGCUGCCCGGCAGGAUCCAGGCUCCAGGGCAGCUUCUGUGUGCCAGAGCCCAGCGACAGCCCAGAGUGGUCGCUCUCUGCACGCUGUGCAGACAAGAGCCUGGUCUUGAGUAAGGCGGCGCGCCUCAAUGGCAUCAAUGCUUCCAGUGCCAGCGCUGUCACUUUGCUCACUGUUCUCUUGGCGGGCGCCUACAUGGACAGGAUUGGCCGCAAGCCCGUGAUCCUUUUCUUUCUCCUGUCCAGCAUCUUGGUGAAGAUACUUUUGUCCUUCUCCUGCUUUCUCAGCUGGUCGCCCUUCGUGAUGGUGAUCAUCGCUCAGAAUGUGUUGGAGGUCAUGAGCGCUUCUCCGGUUUACCCAGCGCUCAACUGCAUGAUUUCGGACCUCACGCGCGGAGAUGAGAAGGAGCGAGGCGACUGCUUCUCGGCCUUGGAGGUCACCAAGAACUCGGCGAGCCUGCUCGCGCUCAUCAGCGGCUACCCCGUUCUGCGGGCCCACCAGACCAGCUACUUGCUGUUCUGGGCAUCUUUGGCACUCGUGAGCAUCGCCGCCUGCGCCUUCUUUUGGCGGGUUCUGCCCGAGACGAGGAAGAGCGAACAAGAGGCGCCCGCCUCGGUGUGGAGAUCCUUGUGCGAAGGACUGAAUUGCUGCUUGGCUGACGCGUUCCUGGGGCAGUAUCUGGUGCUUUGGGCCAUUAUCAGCCUGGCAGUGAACAGUGCCUGGGGCCUGUCAACUAUGUACCUUCAGUCAUACAUCGGCAUGGAGCAGGCAAACGCCUCUCUCUGCCGCGCUCUGUGGUUUCUGGCACUGCUGGCUGGGUCAGCGCUGAGCGCGCCCUUGAUGCGCCAAGGCGUCCAUCAGACACAUGGCGCGGCGCUGCUGUGUAUGGCAGCUUUCUGGGGCCUCUGCGCCCUCGGUGGCGUCCACAAGCACCUGGCAGCACCGCUCUUCUGGGUAUUCGGCGUGGGCGGUUUUGGGGUGGCCUACGGGGUGCUGACCCCCGGCUUCGGCGCGCUGGUCAGCUCCCGCGCGCCUCCGGAGUGCCAGGGCCAGGUCUUCGGCCUCGCCGUGGUGGUUGGCACACUGCUCGGUAUACCACUGGGGCCGCUCUGGAGCCAGGUCUUUUUCGAUGCCGCGGCCGAGGGCUGGCGAGCCACACUGCCUUGGCUGGUGAGCGCAUCGCUGCUGGCGCUCUGCGGGGUCUGGUUCUUUGUUAUCUCCUGGCUGCGCCGCGAACCGUGA